This is a messenger RNA of Fusarium vanettenii 77-13-4, 798 nucleotides long. RefSeq lists its product as uncharacterized. The transcript has a single exon. NCBI's taxonomy places the organism in Eukaryota, Fungi, Ascomycota, Sordariomycetes, Hypocreales, Nectriaceae. Bases 1 to 798 code for a protein of 265 amino acids. The record is from RefSeq and is a predicted model, not a curated record.
AUGCACGGCCAUCUCGUUCGGUCGCUCCAUUCAGCUUCCCCUCCCAAAAGUCUAAAGAGUCUUGAGUCUCAAUGGGUCAGAGCUCGUUUCGCACUCGAGGAAGUAAACGAUCGUCAGUGGGAGGUCAAACGAAGAGCAUGCGUCAAGGCCAUGAGAGGAUUCAGGGUUAAGCUGACAACCAUUGACGAAGUAGAAGAUGAGUUUGCUCUUGUAGACGCAAAUCCCUCGAUGGCUGGCUCUACUACUCAGCUCUCUCUGCCAGAGUACACCGUCUCAUCCACAACCACCCAGGACGUCCUUGAGGUAAAGGGUACUAAAAGAAAGACUUGUCGCAAUGUCAGAGCCCACCACAGUUUUGCUGGGGCCUCGCCCAACAACCGGCGACAGUGCUCUGUCCCUACGCUAAGGACCAGGAAAGGAACCCACGUCAGCAGCUCAAAUAAAGCUAGAAUCGGGGUCAAAAAGAAGUCUCCCAUCGCAGUCAGGUUCCGCCGCAGGCUGUACAGAUCCAACAGAUCCCCACUCGAGGCUCAAUUAUGUCGACCAGACCGGGCUAUGAACAACAGCCGGAAACUCCUUAACCUCGACAGUGACCCCUGCCUGGGCAAUACUCCCGUCCCUGGCAGCAUCGUUACAGCAGAGAUCAUAACUGUUCAACCCAGCUUACAGGAAUCUAUAGCGAGAAAGAGGUGUCGUGAUUUCACUUUCACCGACUGGUUCAUCGCUGCCAUGUUUGUACUUCAAUACCUUGCCUGGAUAACUCUGGGCUGUCUCUUCGCAUCCGUGGUAGGGUCCUAA